Dioszegia hungarica is the source of this 2184-nucleotide messenger RNA. RefSeq lists its product as uncharacterized. NCBI's taxonomy places the organism in Eukaryota, Fungi, Basidiomycota, Tremellomycetes, Tremellales, Bulleribasidiaceae. The transcript is spliced from 2 exons. The annotation marks the transcript as partial. The record is from RefSeq and is a predicted model, not a curated record.
AUGCUGCGUGUUAUCCGGAAAAGACUGGCUUCCCCCUCGCUCGUUCCGAGGGGGUCAGCCCACCGGCUAGCCUCGGCAUCAGCUCUCUCAAGCUCGCAGCCCGCCUCGCUCGCUGUCGAAGAGCCAUACGGACAAGCUUACGGUGCUGGGCCCUCCCGCCUCCCAUACAUCAACCCCUCAGCGGCUGGUCCAGCUCCUGACCACCCACCACUGCUGCCCACCCGGACCCGCCGCGAAAUCCUCCUAGCCACACGCGAGCUCCGACGUGUCCUAUCCAUCUCCCAAUCCAUCGGGCAAUAUGCCAACCCCACCAUCUUCUCACACCACCUCCGCAAGGCCGAUCUCCGCUUUACGACUGAGAUGUCCCGGCUCGAACUCCACGCGGUGAUCCACCACCUCAUGCGUCUCGGGCGCUCCACCCUCGCCCUUGGCAUCAUCACCCAAGUGAUCGAUUCCGGCGCCGCAUCCCGUCCUCAGAUCCGGCAUCUCUUUUCGCAGCGCACACUACGCAUGCUUCUCCUGUCCGAAAUGGCUUCACACCAAUUGUCCGCGUCAAUCCGGUCUGCCGGGCCCAAAACGUCCAUCAAGCUGGAGAGGCUGGUGGAUCUCCUCCGGUCUCUUCAGUCUAUACGGCAUCAUCGGCCGAUGGAGCUCUAUACGCUGUUGGUGCAGAUGAGCGUGUAUGAGCGGCGGCCGGACAAGGCGGCGGAGAUAUUUGUGGGAUUGGUAGAGGAAUGGGUGACGGAAGGGAGAGUGGCAGAAGGGGCGGACGCUACGGGGUUCUAUGAGGGCGGGGGACCGCCUCGGAUCCUAAGCGACCGUAUGGCCCAGAAACAUCGGAGCUGGUGGACAGGUGUCCGGGCCUGGACACUCCCCGGAGAAGUCUUAUCCCCGCACGACCGGUUGGACCUGUGGCAUCCCGCCAAACUCUCCCUCGGUGGAAAAUUCCGAAGCUUCCCAUUUCCCCUCGCGACAAGUCCACCCAGUAUGGUCCCUCCUCCAUCUGGCCGCCUACUCGAUCCCAUCUUAUCCGCCCUACGGCUAGAUCCGGCCGUUGCCGCCCCCGCAGACUUUACAGCGUCCAUGCGCGCAUGCGCCAUACUGGCCAAUACCGUUCUCUCGCGCACACUCCCCCUCUCCUCCCUCGGCCCCCUUCUUCGCGCACUCGAAGCCACCCCCUCCUCACCGCCCGUCUACCCCGCGAGCCUCGCCCAUACACCCCCCAGCGGCGAUCUAUGGGCGUACGAAGCCUUUACGCAGAUCCACCUCGCGCUCCAGUCCUUCUUCUUCUCGCCGCCUAUCUCGGCCGCGUCAUUCGCGCUGGCACGGGCGAACGAGACGAUCCUGUCUGGAUCCCCACCGACGACGUACGCGGACAAGUACAGGCUCCAGCCCCUCGGGUUUGGGGAUGGGGUGAUACUGGUCAAGUAUGCGUUGGAGAAGAUGCGGAUGACCAAGGUGGUAGUCAAGCUCGUGGAGUACUUGAAGAGAUCAUUCAAUCUCGGAUGGGCGAGGCCGACGAUGUGGAAUACGGUCUUGAGCGGGGCGACGGUAUUGGGGGAUGAGAAAUUGGCGAGGGUGGCGGAUAAUGCGUUGUUUGGCAAGACGCCAUUAGCGAGGGGGAGGGCGAGUGAGGGGUCUGGGCCUGGGUCACAGUCGAGACAGAGGUCGAAGGAGAGGGAAAGAAAGACGGAGAAGGUGGAAGAGCACAUGACCCGCGCCCAGGCUCAAGCGGAGGGAUACCUCCCCAGACUCCUAUACUCGGACCGGGCGGUCAAUGUCCAAGCGGACGAAACGUCCCUCGUCUUGCUGCUGCAGCACCUCGGCAAGACGUCGCAGUUUGACCGACUCACGAGCGUCGUCUAUACCCUCAUCCCGUUCCUCUCGGAGAACAAGGACAAUACUCCCGGUCCUCAGGCCUCGUCGUCCGAACCGAGCGAAACCAGCCGGUCCGGUCGGACACCCCCCAAUCCCCUCACUCCGUCCCUGUACAACGCCAUCCUCUCCUCUCUCGCAUUGGCGGGCCAAACGGGCCUCGCGCAGAGAGUCUACCACCUCGCUCUCGAUGCGGAGAGACAGUGGGCGUGGGAGCAUGUCGAUAGGCACCCGACGGCGGGUCUGGGGUCGGUGCCGCAGAAUCUGAAAUUGCCGAUGGGGGUGUUUACGGCGAUGCUGCAUAUUUGG